Molecule: messenger RNA, 2436 nt
Organism: Triticum aestivum (bread wheat)
Lineage: Eukaryota; Viridiplantae; Streptophyta; Magnoliopsida; Poales; Poaceae
Exons: 2
Coding region: 663-1724 (353 amino acids)
Source: RefSeq, a predicted model, not a curated record
CUUCUCCUCCCACACCGCCGCCAGCAGGCAAAAUGGCUGGAAAUUUGGGAAGAGGAUAUGGAGGUCCUAGAUUCAAUCGUGGAGGUGAAGGAGGGUUUGCUAGAGGGAGAUUCAACUACAGUAACAGGGGGGUGGAUGGAAUGGAGAAGAUAUACUACAACUGACAGAUUUGGCAGUUUUGGAAGAGGAGGUGGUAGAUUUGGUGCUGGGAAUGAGGGUGGCAGAGGAGAUGAAGAUGAAGACGAAUUCGCCGCAGAAGGAAGGGAAGAAAAUCUGAUUUGGCAAGCUAAGACAGGAAAGAAAGAGGCAGUGGAAGAUAUGAUGGGGAGAGCAAAUGGUGAGGGAGACAGCUCUGGAAUGGAGAAAGGUAAGGAGAAAGAUACGAUGAUCCAGAAAGAGCAGAGUGCUCAGCAACAGCUACUGACCUCUCUGCUCUCUCAGUUAGUGCAAGGACUAAGAGGAGGGGAGAAAGAGAUGAUAGAAGGAGCGAUUGGAAAAUCUGUGGAGGUUCAGUCUGGUAGAGAUGGCAUGAGGAGAGAAGAGAAAACCAGAGAUCCCAUGCAGAAAGCUGACAAGAAAAGUGACCAAGAUCCAGUGAUGGAGAUGAAGAAACAGGGGGGAGAGGCAACUGGCAGUUGAAUUUAGAUGAGGGCAAAAAAGGAAUGGAGAGACUUAAUAAACAAGUCUGUGGUAAAUGCAAAGACCCAAGACACUCUACCAGAGAUUGUAGAGUAGGACACUACUUGAUAUGUGGAAGGGAGAACCAUAUCACUAGUGAAUGCAACUUGCUGAAGCAAAUGAAACCAGUCCCCAAAUAUGUUGGAUAUGCUGCCAAAGGGCUGGGGAUCCUAUUGGUUCAAAGCUACAAAGAUGUGCUUGUAGCUGAACACACAAAUCCCUUAGGUGUGGUGAUCAUCAGAGAAGGAAAUAUCAAUGAAACUGAACUCACAAAGGCUAUGGAAGAGAUGUUUUAUUGGGGAUGGCAGUGGAGAGUUAAGGAGUUUGGGGAAAAUGGUUUCAUGAUGAGAUUCCCCAAUAAGGCAAAACUGGUAGAGAUGGCUAAAUUUAAUGAUUUCAAUUUGCUGGGGACAGGGGUGGUCAUUAAGGUCCAACCUUGGUCCUUGGACCAUCAAGCAGUGGGGAAAAUGCAUACUGCCUGGGUUAAGCUGAGCAAGGUGCCUGACUGUUUUAGACACUUCUUGGGCAUUUGUGAAGUUUCUGCUGCAGUGGGGCCUGUGUUGGAAGUGGACAUGGAUACAGUUAAUGAAGAAAAAGUUAGGGUCAAAUGUGGAAUCAGAGAUGUGGAAAUAACUCCACCUCAAGUGGAAAUCGCUGCCCCUGAUCUACUCAUGUUCAGAAUUGGUGUAGAGGUGGAGAAGGUGGUGAAAAUUGGCUGGUAUAAAGAGGAUAAGAGGAAAAAUGAAAACACACAUAACCUAGAAGAUGGAGAUGGAGAAACAAAAGAUAGAAAGAGAUUCAGGGUAGAAGAUACUGAACAUAAAGGCAUUACACUGGGAUGUUUGUCUCCCAAACAAAGUGAGGAAGUAGAUGGAAAACUGGUCAAAAUGAAAGCACAAUUAGAAGAAAGCAUGAUGCAGUGGCAAGAUGAGAUGUAUGCUGAGAGAAGGAAGUGGCAAAAAGAAAGUGACAUCAUGUUCAACAACAUCAAGACCUUAGAAGAAGACAAAGCCAGACACAAUGCAUUGUGCGCUAAAGCUGAAUAAAGAAUUAAGGAUCUUGAGGGCAAUCAACAAGCAAUACAGAAAAAGAUCAAUCAACAGCAGGAAGAGAUCCAAAAGCUAAUACAAGAGGAUGUUGACAGGGAAAAUAUUAAAUGGAGCUGGCUAAUAUGGAUCUGGAAGAUUAUGAGAAGGAAACCCAACAAAAAAAGGGUGAAUCAGAGUCUGGAAAAUACAAUGAACCCACUGACUAUAAUGCCGGUCGGGAAUCAAUUGGGACCCUGGGUGAAAAAAAUGGUAGACUUACAUGGAGCUGAGGUUACAGAGAAGGAGGGAGAGGAGAAAGAAGUGGAGAUAAAAAGAAGCCUCGGGAACAAAGGAAAAGAAGACCAGAAAAUAGAAGAGAUGGCAAAAAUCAGAGCCGAAGAAAGAGAUAACUAUGAUAAAGGAGCCAUCAAGAAAAAUGCUGGAACUGGGUGCAAGAGUACUAGAACGGGCAACAAAUGAGGUGUACACAGCUGGGCAAGGGUGGCGGAUCAACGUGGCGAGGCUCCCUGGAUGAACGGCUGCGACAUUUCCAUGUUGUUGCUGCUGCUGUUCUUAGUCUUCUUGUGUCUAUUAGCUCUUAGUUGUUACUCCCUCCGUCCCAAAAUAAGUGACUCAAAAGUGAGUCAACUUUGUACUAGUUACUUUGUUGUCUCUCUUUUAUGGUUUGUGGAAGACUUGUUAUGUGCUGGGCCUUGCUGGUCCUUGAAGU